Erinaceus europaeus (western European hedgehog) is the source of this 1823-nucleotide messenger RNA. Its product is annotated as left-right determination factor 2-like. The record is from RefSeq and is a predicted model, not a curated record. Bases 123 to 1217 code for a protein of 364 amino acids. Lineage: Eukaryota; Metazoa; Chordata; Mammalia; Eulipotyphla; Erinaceidae. Gene Ontology annotation, cellular component: extracellular region. Gene Ontology annotation, molecular function: transforming growth factor beta receptor binding; growth factor activity; cytokine activity. The transcript is spliced from 4 exons. Gene Ontology annotation, biological process: SMAD protein signal transduction; BMP signaling pathway.
CCCCAGCCCCAGCCCCAGCCCCCGCCGCCUAUAAAGACUGCGGGGCCGCCCGGCUCACCCCGCCAGCACCCUCCCGCAGCUCCCAGGCUCUCCGCCUCGGCCUCUGCUGCUGCUGAUCCCCCAUGAGGACCCCGUGGCUCUGCUGGGCGCUGUGCGCGCUGGCCCUGGCCCGCCCCGGGGCGGCGCUGACCGGGCAGCAGGUCCUGGGCAGCCUGCUGCGGCAGCUGCACCUCCGCGAGGCGCCGGUGAUUGACGCGGCCGACGUGGGGCAGCUGGUCACCCCGGCCCACGUGCGCGCCCAGUACGUGGCCCUGCUGCGGCGCAGCCACGGGGCGCACUCGCGAGGGAAGCGGUUCAGCCAGAACUUUCGAGAGGUGACUGGCAGGCUCCUAGUGUCUGAGGCCUCCACCUACCUGCUGGUGUUCAGCAUGGAGCAGCGGCUGCCCCCCAACAGUGAGCUGAUGCAGGCUGAGCUGCACCUCUUCCAGGAGCCAAUCCCCGAGGUUGAGCUGCACAGGCUGUCUGCCAGCAGUGCUCCAGCCCGGGUCACUAUUGAGUGGUUGCAGGUCCGAGAAGAUGGCUCCAACAGCACUUCCCUUGUUGACUCCAGGCUGGUGUCCAUCCAUGAGAGCGGCUGGAAGACCUUUGACGUGACCGAGGCCGUGAACUUCUGGCAGCAGCUGAGCCGGCCCCGCCAGCCGCUGCUCCUGCAGGUGUCCGUGCAGAGGGAGCACCUGGGCCCACUGGCCUCUGGCGCCCACCGCCUGGUGCGCUUCUCCUCCCAGGAACAGGGGGGUGCCGCCCACGGGGAGCCCCAGCUGGAGCUGCACACGCUGGACCUCAGGGACUAUGGGGCUCAGGGCAAUUGUGACCCUGAGGUGCCCAUGGGCGAGGCCACCCGCUGCUGCCGCAGAGAACUGUACAUUGACCUGCAGGGGAUGAAGUGGGCUGAGAAUUGGGUCCUGGAGCCUCCGGGCUUUCUGGCAUAUGAGUGUGUGGGCACUUGCCAGCAGCUCCCAGAGCCUCUGUCCUUCAAGUGGCCAUUCCUGGGUCCCCGGCAGUGUGUGGCUUCAGAGAUGACUGCACUGCCCAUGAUUGUCAGCGUCAGAGAAGGGGGGAGGCUCAGGACCCGGGUGGUCAGCCUGCCCAACAUGAGGGUGCAGACAUGCAGCUGCACUUCAGAUGGGGCGCUCAUACCCAGAAGAAUGAAGCCAUAAGUGUGGGGCUUGGCUGCUGAGGGACAUAUGUGUGUGUGGCAGAAGUAUCACCGGAAGAGAUGGAGGUGACUAACACACUGUCUACUGAGCUUCCUCUGAACUGAUCAGCUCACGGACAAGAUUCUCCGGCCGUGGGGCAGCCCUGUUCAGUUUUCUCUGACCUUUAUGUCACUGCACUAGAUUCUAAGCACUUACCUGAUUCUCUAUCACCCCACUGUGGUGAUUUGUUCCUAACCUAAUCUUAAGGAUGUUUUGCAAGAAAACAGACCCAUAUUUGUAAGGGAAUAGAAAUUUCUAUAUGGAUUAUUUCAAUCAGGAUAGAACACAAAGAGUUGGAAAUAAUGGACUUGAGGUGGGGUGGAGAAAUAGUAUAAUGUUCAUGCCUGAGGCACCAAAGGGCCCAAAUUCAGUGCUUAGCACCACUAUAAGCCAGCGAUGAGCAGAGCUCUGGUAAGGAGACAAAGAAGGGAAAAAGAAAUUGGUUAAGGCCUCAGUUAAAUGGUACAGGAACCUAAGAUCGAAACACACACAGAUUCCCAGGUGCCUAUCUUUUUAAUAUUGAGGCAAAUCUUUUUUUUUUUAAAUAAAUUUUCUUUAUUUAUCCCC